This is a messenger RNA of Mauremys reevesii (Reeves's turtle), 2215 nucleotides long. Its product is annotated as E3 ubiquitin-protein ligase TRIM39-like. The coding region runs from base 126 to 1556 and encodes 476 amino acids. The transcript has 6 exons. Lineage: Eukaryota; Metazoa; Chordata; Testudines; Geoemydidae. Gene Ontology annotation, molecular function: protein binding; zinc ion binding. The record is from RefSeq and is a predicted model, not a curated record.
CAGCUCAGCAAACAGCCUGAGUCAGUUCCAGGAAGGGAAACACCCAAUUGCUGCUGCUGCAGGCGGGGCAUAUUUCCGAGCUCAGAAAAGUGAGACUAACCCUGUGACACUGUCCAGAGGGAGCCAUGGCCACAGACAACCCCGUGGAAAGUCUCCAGGAGGAAGCUAUGUGCCCCAUCUGUCUGGAGUAUUUUAAGGACCCGGUGACUAUAGAUUGUGGGCACAAUUUCUGCCGAGCCUGCAUCGCCCAGUGCUGGGAGGGAUCAAAUACAGACGUCUCCUGCCCUCAGUGCAGAGAAACUGUGCAACAGGGAAACCUCAGGCCGAACAGGAAGCUGGCAAAUGUUGUAGAAAUAGCCAAGCAGCUGAGUUUACAGGCAGCAAAGGGAGCAGGAGAGGAGAGGGUGUGUGGGGAACACCAGGAGACUUUGAAACUGUUCUGUGAAGAGGAUCAAACUUCCGUCUGUGUGGUUUGCCAUCUGUCCCGGGCUCACAGAGAUCACAGGGUGGUUCCCAUAAAGGAGGCUGCCCAGGAGUACAAGGAGAAACUCCAGGGAGCCCUGGGCCCUCUGAGGAAGGAGCUGGAAGAGGCCCUGGCUCUGAUGUCUAAAGAGGAGAAGAAAACCACAGUGUGGCAGGGGAAAGUGAAGAAUAGGAGAGAGAUGAUUGUAGGUGAAUUUAACAAACUGCACACACUGCUGAGAGAGGAGGAGCAGCUGCUUCUGCAGAGCCUGGAGGAGGAGGAGAGGGAGACUCUGCAGAGACUUCAGGAAAAUGUAACCAAACUCUCCCAGCAAAGCUCCUCUCUGCAGCAGCUGAUCACAGAGCUAGAGAAGAAGUGUCAGCAACCAGUUGUGGAGCUGCUAAAGGAUGUGAAAAGCACAUUGAGCAGGAGUGAGAAUGUGAAACUCCAGGAACCAGAAGCUGUUUCUACUGACCUGAAGAACGUGUAUAAAAUUUCCCUUGACAUGAGGGAAGCGCUGCAGAGAUUCGGAGUGGACAUGACUCUGGAUCCAGACACGGCUCAUCCCAAACUCGUCCUGUCUGAGGAUCGGAAACGUGUGAGACUUGGAGCCAAACGCCAGGAUCUGCCUGACAACCUUGAGAGAUUUGAUCCUUGUGUCUCUGUCCUGGGCGCUGAGGGGUUCGCGGGCAGGAGGCGUUACUGGGAGGUGGAGGUGGGAGACAAGAUGAGAUGGGACCUGGGGGUUUGUAGGGAAUCUGUGAGCAGGAAGGGGAAGGUCACACCCACAGCUAGGAAUGGAUACUGGGUCGUGGUGCUGAGGGAUGGGGGAUACAAGGCCCGCACCUCCCCCUCCAUCCCCCUCCCCGUGAGCGUCAGGCCCAGCCGGGUGGGGAUUUUCCUGGACUAUGAGGCAGGCGAGGUCUCGUUUUACAAUGUGACUGACAGGUCCCAUCUCUUCACUUUCACUGACACCUUCUCCGGGAUGCUCCGCCCUUAUUUCAGUCCUGGUCUCAGCGCUGGGGGUACAAACGCGGCUCCCCUGAUAAUCUGCCCGGUCCCAGCUCAGGCCAGAGGGAAUCUCUGUCCCUGACAGUGACCCCAUGGCACAGACUGGCCCCUCCCAGCCCUGCUGCUCUUCCCGCCCCCGUGGUGGGGGCCAGUUACUACAGCAACUGGACUUUCUGUGCUGACCGGACGCUGCCAGUUUCCCCUUUCAACUGGAGUCAAAAACUGGACACCUGGCAACCCCCAGCCCUCACCUUCCCCAUCCUCUGCCCCAGGGGUAGCAGACAAUGGUGGAUGAGAGACAUUUACCCCUGUAAGAAUUUUCUACAGUGAGAUCUCAAUGUAAAAUAUGAAAGAAAAAAGAUUUAGAAAAUAUUGUAACAAGGUGUAAAUACAAUAAUAUUUUAAUUUACAUUUAAACGGUACUUCAAAAACAAGCAUGUAAACAUUUUUAGAAAUGGAAUUAUUUACAUUAUUUAUUUUUUGAUUCUUCCCUCUAAUCUAUAUUGAAGUUUAACUUCUCUAAAUAACGUCAUUUGUAUUUCAACUGUGGAAUAUAAGAAAUGCAAAAUAUUUAUCUUAAAAUAAAGUAUUAAAUUCUCAGACUGGGUUGUUCAGUUACAAUGUACAUGUGUUAUAAACAUCACAACUACACACAUGUGCAGCUGCUCUCUCUGUUUCCCCCUCACCCGCUUUAUUGUCUUGACUGGUUCUCCCUGGCAGGCAGAGCACAUACACCCACCU